Babesia bovis T2Bo is the source of this 1439-nucleotide messenger RNA. RefSeq names its product DnaJ domain containing protein. Gene Ontology annotation, biological process: cellular response to misfolded protein. Bases 257 to 1396 code for a protein of 379 amino acids. The record is from RefSeq and is a predicted model, not a curated record. NCBI's taxonomy places the organism in Eukaryota, Apicomplexa, Aconoidasida, Piroplasmida, Babesiidae. Gene Ontology annotation, cellular component: endoplasmic reticulum membrane. The transcript is spliced from 4 exons. Gene Ontology annotation, molecular function: Hsp70 protein binding.
UCUUGCAUAUGGAGUUAGAAUCCUUUAAACCGCUUAGUUUAUAUGGGUUGUAUAGGGCUUCAUGUUAGAAUUUUGCCUUAGGUCCACGUGUGCGGUAUGUACUGUAUUCUGACUCGUAUGCUAAUUUAUGGCAUAUAUGUCAUUGUACCUAUGUAGCAAAUGUAUUGUGUAUAUGGUUGUAUUUAUUUGUACUAAUUAAUGCUGCUUGUAUGUUUAUUGCGGUAGGAUUUUAUUCAUACGUUGUUGACGGUUUACAAUGUUUGCUAACAAGGAUGAGGCGAUUAAAUGCUUGAACAUUGCAAAAAAUGCGAUGGACAAGGAUGACCUUCCUAAGGCUAUAAAGUUUCUUGAGAAGGCUAAGUCGAUGUAUCCUACUGAUGAGGUGAAAACUUUGUUAGUCACCUGUAAAGCUAAGUUGCAAGCUCGUAAUCGUUUUAGUUAUGGGAGUUCUGGCUCUGGUAAUGCAGGUCGUUCUUCAGGUACAUCAGAUUCUCGCAAUGGCGUUGGUGGUGCGCAGGAAGCUGCUCUUAACCGUGAGUGUUUAAAGAUCUUGGCUUGCAAAAAUUACCAUGACGUACUUGGCGUAUCUCGUAAUGCCAGUACCGAUGACAUUAAAAAGGCCUACAAGAAGUUGGCUCUUAAAUUUCAUCCUGACAAGAAUUCCGCCAGAUAUGCUAGUGAGGCUUUCAACAAGAUAUCUGAAGCUUUUCAUAGCCUCACUUCGUCUGGUGGUCGCCAUGUAGAUUCUGCUAGUGAUAAUCCACAGCAGCAUUCUCAUUACACUACUUCUUACAUGAGAUCAGAAGAUUUUUUCCGUAAUGUAUUUAACCAACACAGCAAUCCCAACUACCGUCCUAAUCGAAGAGCGGGGUAUAACUGCCAUAGCGAUGACAGACCAUCUUCUAGGACUUCUAGUUCCGAUAGACCCACGCAUUCUUCUGCCAGUUCUGGUACAGAUCCUCCCAGUGGACCGGGCAUGACACCCUUGUCAUGGUUCCAUAUGCUGGCUUUUUUCAUUUUAAUAACCAUCGGUAUAUUGCCUAAAUUGUUCGACCGUGAACAUGAGGCGUUCAAAUUUGUUCGCACUGGUCGUUAUAAUCGCAUGUUAUCUACUAGGCUUAACGGUGUGAUCUUUUAUGUGGAUGGUAAUGUUUUCGACCGUGACUACCCAAUGAACUCUUCUGCAAGGUUUGAGUUUGAGUAUGAGGUUGACUACACUUAUUUCGACAAGAAGUGCAGUCGCGAGAAGUCGAUGAACGCACAAAAGAUACAUUACUACCUUAAGCGUAUGAAGGCUCCUCCUAAGGAGCUCUACGAGCCGCCAGAGAGUUGCAAGACUCGCGACUUAUUGCGUGAUGCAUAUUUGGCUCAUUUGAAUAAGCAUGGCUUUACAUAAAUUUGCCUUUUGCUGAUAAUUUUGCUAAUAUUUUUACAAUUUU